This is a messenger RNA of Salpingoeca rosetta, 5124 nucleotides long. RefSeq lists its product as uncharacterized. The transcript is spliced from 39 exons. The coding region runs from base 1 to 5124 and encodes 1707 amino acids. The record is from RefSeq and is a predicted model, not a curated record. NCBI's taxonomy places the organism in Eukaryota, Choanoflagellata, Craspedida, Salpingoecidae. Gene Ontology annotation, cellular component: cytoplasm; plasma membrane. Gene Ontology annotation, biological process: small GTPase-mediated signal transduction. Gene Ontology annotation, molecular function: small GTPase binding; guanyl-nucleotide exchange factor activity.
AUGGGCAGAUGGUACCGGGGCCGUGUGCUGGGCGGUUCAUCCCACCUGGGCAUCUUCCCGGCCAAUCACAUCCGCGUCAGGCCGUGCAUCGUCCACAACUCCGGGCAAUUUGAGCAAGUGCAGCCUUCGGACGAUCCAGUUUCCCUCGAGGUCGUCGACGUCUUGCGGGAAUGGGGCAAGCACAUGAAGCAGCUGUACCUGUCGAACCUGCAGAAGUUUGAGCGGCUGCUGCCUGCUGUCAACGAUCUGGUGAUGCUGCGGCAACAGCUCAUGCUCGACGUGCUGCCAGAGGACCUGCAGGCAAACCUCCGAUCAAAGAUUACGAACAAGAUUGACUGGGGCAACCAGCACCUCGGGCUUGACCUGAUCCCGCGCGAUGAGCAGGGCAAGAUCCUCACCGCCGACGACACCAGCAUCCUCCACCUCUUCCGCGUCCACGAGGCGGCGGUGGCCAACCGUGCCCGCACGCUCUCGCUUUCCUCUCUCCGUCGCAUGACAACAUCGGCCGGCGGACCCUCCCAGCGGCAGCCCAACAAACACCUCUUUGUCCAGCACAAGGUGUUUGUGUGCGGCGUUGGCGAGAACGCUGAUCUGUAUUACAGCGUCUUCGAUGCCACAGCAGGCCGCUUCAUCACAGAGCCAUUCCUGGUCCGGCUGUCCAAGACAGGUGCUCCACUCGACGAGCGACGAUUCGACAAGAUGGCAUGCGUCUUCGCCGUGAGUUGCCUUGAUGGAGGCGGUCGCGUUGAGCAAGGCCGGAACGACCUGUACGUGACCAUCUGCGACGGGACAUUUGAUCCGCGCGGGAAGCAGCGGCCACGCAACAUCGAAGUUGUCGCCUCGCUCUGCAGUGACGACGGCGUCCAGCUGUCCGACUGCAUCCAUCUCGGCGUUGGCGAGCCGCCCGUGAACGAGUUUGGCAGCGUCAUCUACUACCACAACAACAACCCAACGUGGAACGAAACGUUCAAAAUCUCCAUCGACCCCCAGCAGUUUGCCCGCACGCACAUCAAGUUCUACUUCCGCCACUGUCAGUCCUCCCAGGACCGCUCGAAGAACGAAACGUUUUGUUUUGCGUUUAUCCGCCUGGUGGACCUCCGCCAUGAAACUGCCAUUGCAGACGGGCCGCACCACCCGCCCGUGUACCGGUACCAGAAGCUGUACGACAGCGUGAACGAGGGCCCACCAGCGUACCUCACCAACACGGACGGGCUCGACCAGCUCGUCAAGGACAAAUUCACCAUCCGCACCUCCCUCUGCUCCACCAAGCUGACGCAAAACGUGAGCCUUCGCAAGCUGCUGACCUGGCGCACGGCCCCCGUCGGCUCCCUGGGCGGGCUGCUGGAUGACGUGAAGGACAAGGUGGACAGCAUCGACAUCAUCAAGUUCCCAACAGACAUCUUUGACGCCAUCUUCGGCAUCCUGCAUGAACACAACGGGCUGUCAGACAAGGUGUUUAUGACGCUUGUUGAGAUCAUCAAGAAGGCUGUCCUGCCGCGUCGCUACCAGGACUUCCGGUCUGUCCUCGACACGUACAUCGACCACCACUUUGCACACACGGACCUCCACCCGCACCUCGUCGCCUCCCUCCACUCCCAAGUCAAGGACGUGGAGGACAUUUCGCGGCUGAAGGGCAUCAAUAACGCGAUGAAGGCCAUCGAGUACAUCUUCAAGUUCAUCGUCAGGUCGUUUGAGCUGGCGAAGAGGAGCGGGCGGGCGGAUGUGGAGGGAUUCAAGGGGAAAUUAAGGGAACUGUUCCGCUCGUUCAACCUCAUGAUGGAAUUGGACGACAGCAAGUUCAUCGGCACCCAGAGUAUCACCCUCCAGCAUUUUGCGCACGUCUUCCACGGAAUGGACAAGAUCUUCAACACGAGCGAGCUCGGGGGCGUGGUCCAGGGUUUUAUCCAGGCCAUCUCGCUGCUGCGCAAUGCCAAGUUGAACGAGCACAAGCUGUCGUUCCUGAACAACUUGGUGAAGAGCCCGCUGUACACGAGCAGACAGGGCCGUCUCCACCUCAACACCCCGCUCACCACCAUCAUCUCAUUCCACCUCGCAACAGGCGACCACCUCGGUAACGUGCUUGACAUCGUGGAGAGCAUCCUGGAUGUGCUGUCCUCGUCGUCCAACACCACUCCCGACGACAUUGUGGAGGUGGCGUCGACGCUGCUGCUUGACCUGCUCAAGGUCUGCCACAAGAUGAACACGGCCUCGCCCUUCUUCGCGCGGCUCGUCACGGCGCUCCUCCAGCUCUUCAACCUCAUGAGCCCCCACACCUACCACGCGAUCAUCACGCAGAAGAGCGACGUGGAGCUGCCGGAUUUCUUCGCUGCCGCAUUUGCCGCUUUCGACCGCGUCGUCACCAACGAGGUGUAUCCGCCGGAUUGGGUCGUGAUGCGAAUGGUCCUCAAUGACGUCAUCCUCAGCGUCACGAAAGAGUUGAGCCAGCACCUGCGUGCACACUUCCUGCACGAUCCGCUGUUCCUCGAGGAUUUGUGGUCGCAAUUCUUCCGCUUUGCCGUGCGCUACAUGUGCCAGCGCAGUCUUCAGGUUGAAGACUUCAGCGAAACGAAACGCGCGCACAUUCUCGGGAAACUUGGCGACCGUCGCGAGCUCAUGGCGCAGCACGUGGUCGACAUGUGGAACGCCCUCAAGGCAAAGCAGCUUGUGUUUACGCCUGCGCUGGUUGGCCCCUUCCAGGAGAUGGCGCUCAUCCCGCAGAAGGCCGUGCGGCGCCUCACCAUCCCAAUGUUCUUCGACAUGAUCGAGAAGCAGACAGACGCGACGGGGGACUUUGGAGAGGUGAUCAACGAGAUGGUGGACCAGCUCGACACGACCGUCACCGCCGGCGCAGGGGACCAAGAGUACAUCGCCGUCUUCUCGGCAAUCUUCACCGAGCGGGUGAACAUGUGCUCGAGCGCACGCAUCAAGGAAACGCUGCCCAAAUACAUUUCAGACAUGGAGGGAUUGCUUGGGCACCUGCUGAACUUGCGCAAUGUCCCGGACGGCGACCGGCACCGCGACCAGCGCGCAGGAUGCAUGAUGGCGCUCAUCCACUUCUAUGGCCGCACAGACAGGCUCGAGAUGAUGAAGCGCUAUGUGGAGAAGCUGACGGACAUUCACGUGCGGUCGUCGCAGUUUGCAGAGGCCGGGCUCGCCCUCAAGCUCCACGCCGACUUGCUGGGGUGGUCGGAUGAGAAGUUGGAAGCAUUCAAGGAUUCCUCGGGCAAGGAGCUGUACCCGCCACAGACGGCGCGCGAGAGGAAGGCGGCCAUCUUUGCCAAGUCGAUUGAGUUGCUCGACAAGGGCGAGGUCUGGGAGCGCGCAAUGCCGCUCUGUAAGCAGCUCGCCGUACAGUAUGACGAGGAGCUGUUUGACUUUGUGAAGCUGCGCGAUGUUCUGCAGCAGCGCGCCGCGUUCCUCGACAAGAUUGUCAAGGGCACUCGGGCAGAGCCACAGUACUUCCGGGUCGGGUACUGGGGCAGCACGUUCCCGGAGCACAUGCGCAACAAGGAGUUUAUCUACCGCUCCCGCAACAAGAACGACCACAUCACCGUGUUCUGCGAGCGCAUCCAGAACCAGUUCCCGACGGCGCAGCUGCUCAUGUCUCCAAAGCCAAUCACCGACGAGCUCAAGCAGAGCAAAGACCAGCGCAUCAUGAUCUCAAAGGUGUCGCCCGUCGUCACACCCGAGUCGUUCCCCUUCAAGGGCAAACCCGUGCCGGAGGAGCUGAAGAAGUACUACCGGUGCAACGACGUCAGCGUGUUCAAGUUUGAACGCCCCUUCCACAAGGGCAAGCAGACGGACAACGAGUUUGAAACGCUCUGGACCGAAACCGCGACAAUGGAGAUUGCCGGCCAGCUGCCGUGCGAAGAGAUGCGGGCUGUGGUGGUGAAGACCACCCGAGCAGAGCAGUCGCCCGUGCAAAACGCAGUCAAGUCCAUGGCCGACAAGAACGAGGAACUCCGCAGCGUCAUCGAGCUGCACGGGUCUGACCCGAGCCUGAACGUCAAUCCGCUGACGAUGGCGCUGCAGGGCGUCCUCGACGCCGCCGUCAUGGGCGGUGUCAACAAAUACAGGGAGGCGUUCUGCACGGAGGAGUUCCUGGCGAAGAAUCCGGACGAGGCCGAAUACGUGCAGCGCCUGAAACGCCUCAUCAAGCAGCAGGUGACGAUUCUUGAGGCUGGCGUCGCCGUGCACGGGCAGGCGUGUCCAAAGGAGCUGGGCCAGCUGCAGGACCGCUUCUCCACGCUGCUCGAGGACAUGCGGCAGCAGACGCUCGCAGACGGCGACACCGAGGACACCGCACACGGCGAGGCUGAGGCCGCCACGGCCCGGCCCCCGAGCUAUCAGAACCCGCCCCGGUCAUCGUCUGCAUCCAUGCACGCCAAGGAGGCGGCGGCAGCCACAGCAACACUGCGCACUCCGCCAGCGCGCCCGUUUGCAUCGUCGUCACCAGCAGCGGGCGCGAAGACAGCCACGCUCGCCAAGCCGCCACCAGCUGCUGCUGCUGCCACGACAGCAACAACGGGUGCAAUGCACGGCAUGAACCGCGCGCCGACUUUGCGCAAGAAACCGGACGGGAGCGGGAUGCAGUCGACACCGCCGGCUGUGACACCGAAGAGCAGAGGCAGCGCUGCAUCGAUCGCGUCAUCGUCAUCAGCGACAUCAACGCCCGGAUCAUCAGCAGCAGCAACAGCGGCACACCAGCAGGGGGAGCCCACCAACCCGUUCAACGCCAAGCUGUCGACACCCGUGCCACCAUCCGACUUCCCAGACGCCAACGGCAACACCACCACCACGUCCAACCAGCAGCAAGCCAUCGCCGAAUCCGUUCCUGAGCCGCAAGAGCAGCACCGCCAGCACCCCGCCCUCCUCCUCCCGCAUGAGCAUCGCCGAAUCCGUUCCAUCCGAUGCCCCGCCGCCGCGUCCCCCGUCCUCGGGCAAACCCCCACGGCCCUCGGUCACCACCAAGCCGUCCACGCCAACCACGCCAACCACGCCAACCACGCCAACAGUCGCUGCCAAGCCGGCCGUUGCGUCCAAACCGCCAAAGCCAGCGCCGUCGCCGCGCACGCGGAGUGGCGCACCGUCAACAUCGGACACUGCCAGCAGGGCAUCUGUUGA